This is a messenger RNA of Jaculus jaculus (lesser Egyptian jerboa), 1981 nucleotides long. It is a transcript of the gene Rtcb, whose product is annotated as RNA 2',3'-cyclic phosphate and 5'-OH ligase. Gene Ontology annotation, biological process: tRNA splicing, via endonucleolytic cleavage and ligation. The transcript has 12 exons. Gene Ontology annotation, cellular component: nucleus; tRNA-splicing ligase complex. Bases 76 to 1593 code for a protein of 505 amino acids. Gene Ontology annotation, molecular function: RNA ligase (ATP) activity. The record is from RefSeq and is a predicted model, not a curated record. NCBI's taxonomy places the organism in Eukaryota, Metazoa, Chordata, Mammalia, Rodentia, Dipodidae.
CGUCGUGGUUUUACGAAACCCGUGGCCGACGUGCCCGCUUCUCUGUGAAAGCGCAGCGUGGGAAAGCUCUCCGCCAUGAGCCGCUCCUAUAACGAUGAGCUGCAGUUCUUGGACAAGAUCAGUAAAAACUGCUGGAGGAUCAAGAAGGGCUUCGUGCCCAACAUGCAGGUUGAAGGAGUAUUUUAUGUGAAUGAUGCUCUGGAAAAAUUAAUGUUUGAGGAAUUAAGGAAUGCCUGCCGCGGUGGUGGUGUUGGUGGCUUCCUGCCGGCCAUGAAGCAGAUUGGAAAUGUGGCAGCCCUGCCUGGGAUUGUUCAUAGGUCGAUUGGGCUUCCUGAUGUCCAUUCAGGCUACGGCUUUGCCAUUGGGAAUAUGGCUGCCUUUGAUAUGAAUGACCCUGAAGCAGUGGUGUCCCCAGGUGGUGUUGGAUUUGACAUUAACUGUGGUGUCCGCUUGCUAAGAACCAAUUUAGAUGAAGGUGAUGUCCAGCCUGUGAAGGAGCAACUUGCCCAAGCUAUGUUUGACCACAUCCCUGUCGGAGUGGGAUCGAAAGGUGUCAUACCAAUGAAUGCCAAAGACUUGGAGGAGGCCUUGGAGAUGGGUGUAGAUUGGUCCCUGCGAGAAGGCUAUGCCUGGGCAGAAGACAAAGAGCACUGUGAGGAGUAUGGAAGGAUGCUGCAAGCUGACCCCAAUAAGGUUUCACCCAGGGCAAAAAAAAGAGGCCUUCCUCAGUUGGGGACCCUGGGAGCAGGCAACCACUAUGCAGAAAUCCAGGUUGUGGAUGAGAUUUUCAAUGAAUAUGCUGCUAAGAAGAUGGGCAUCGACCAUAAGGGACAGGUGUGUGUGAUGAUUCACAGUGGAAGCCGAGGCUUGGGCCACCAAGUAGCCACAGAUGCACUGGUAGCUAUGGAAAAGGCCAUGAAAAGAGACAAGAUUAUAGUCAAUGACCGGCAGUUGGCUUGCGCACGGAUCGCCUCCCCAGAGGGGCAGGACUACUUAAAGGGAAUGGCAGCAGCCGGGAACUAUGCCUGGGUCAACCGCUCUUCCAUGACCUUCUUAACCCGUCAGGCAUUUGCAAAGGUCUUCAACACAACUCCUGAUGACCUGGACCUGCAUGUGAUCUAUGAUGUUUCUCAUAAUAUUGCCAAGGUGGAGCAACACGUUGUGGAUGGAAAGGAGAGGACACUGCUGGUGCACAGGAAGGGAUCCACCCGUGCUUUCCCGCCACACCACCCUCUCAUCGCUGUAGAUUACCAGCUCACUGGACAACCAGUGCUCAUUGGUGGCACCAUGGGAACCUGUAGUUAUGUUCUGACUGGCACUGAACAGGGCAUGACUGAGACCUUUGGAACAACCUGUCAUGGAGCGGGCCGUGCGUUGUCCCGAGCGAAAUCACGACGUAACUUGGAUUUCCAGGAUGUCUUGGACAAAUUGGCAGAUAUGGGAAUUGCGAUCCGCGUUGCCUCACCCAAGCUAGUUAUGGAAGAAGCCCCCGAAUCCUAUAAGAAUGUGACAGAUGUGGUGAAUACCUGCCAUGACGCUGGAAUCAGCCAGAAGGCCAUUAAACUGAGGCCAAUUGCUGUUAUCAAAGGAUAGAGCCCCGACCAGUGGAACCUCCGGACACUGCUCACCCUCAGCAAAGCAGAAACGGACUGAAACGUCUUACAGCAUCACUCAUUGUCGACCUGACCAGGCCCCAAGUGUGCCGCUGCACCUGCCUCUGCUCAGGUGGCUGGCAGGAAGCUGUAUUCCCGGGAGCCAGUCCCAGGAAUCACACCCCCAUCUGAAACGGGAUAAAUAUGCUGCCUCCUCCUUUGUCCCAUAGAUGUUUAGGAAACCUGACCUGGUGUGGGGAGGGCCAGGAAACUUGCCUUAUUCAGUCAUAGUCAUCUGUCACAUCAGGAUGAAGUUCUCUGUGCUACGCCCUGCUUUCAGCACAGUAGGCGUCGGGAAGAGCAUCCUAUUAAAGGUGGUUUUUUAUGUU